GUGUUUUAGUUUUUCUUUCGGAACGAAUCUGCGGCCGCUGCUCGACAGGCUCGCUGACAGGACGUCACUUCUGGUGGGUUCGGGCGGGCUGGUUGAAAUCGCAGGAGGGAGGAUGCGUGUUCGCUGUCGUGCAGCUAAAGUAACCAUCAUCCGCUUGCUUUAACGCGCUGGUUCGCUAUAACACACAUGUGUCACCCGCUUAAAUAAUCGUACGCACGUUUGCGUUAAACACAUCGACAGUUGAAGUUAGCUUAGCGAGUAGCAGCUAGCAAACGUAGCCCCUGUUGACACUGGACGUGUUUGUGUUGAUGGAGCAGCUGAUGUAACGUUCGCGUAAGUAUUAGCAUUAGCCGGAUAAAAACCUCUUUCACUUCACAAACUAUGGACCGACCGUCAAGGAAGACAAAGACUGUGAACUACCGUGAACCCAAUGACUGUGAUGAUGAUGAUGAUUUUGCCUGUGCGAAGGCUCCACCCAGGAAGAAGGCCAGAGACGAUGUGAAACAACAGGAGCACAUGAAAUCGUCAAGCAGGUCGUCCAGUCAAGAGAACAACUCUCAGUCCAGCCAGAAGAGCAGAAGACCAUUAGAUGAGAGGUUGUGUGAACGAGAUCUAGAGGCAGCCAUUACGCUUUCCUUGCUCAAUAAUGCAGAGGAGGUAGAGGACCAAUCACCAACCAGUAAAGACAUCAAGGUUCCUAUUCCAUUGGAUGAAAACACAGACCCCUCCUCACUGCACCUGUCAAACUGCAGCGUGAAUGCUGCAAUUUUGGGCCUGGAUGAAAUCACAUCCGAAAAAGUUUUACCUGCCUCAUCCAGACAAAGAAAAGCCCCCACUGAGGAGCAGAGGAAAAACCUGAAGGAAGAAGAUGACGAUUAUCAACCCAAACUGACACCAGAUUCAGAAAGUGAUGAAGAUUUUAGCGAAGCGGAUGAGAGUGAAGAUGAAGAAUUCACCGUGAAGAAAGUCAGCAAAACAAAAAAGAAGGAGAACGUCCCCAAGAAGAUUAAAUCACCUCCAGCCUCUAAGAAAGAGAAGCAACAGUCAAAGACAUCAAAGUCUAAAUCUGUGGCGGCAGCUUCCACACCAGUGAGAAAUCAUCCAGCUCCCAAAUUUGUAUCCAAACGCCCUGCUUCAUCCCCCACACUUCCUACAUUUAAACCUGUAGUAUCUCUGAGUCCAGCAGGGGGCAGGAUACCCAAGUGGAACCCACCAGGUCAAAUGGGUAAAAGUCCUACGUCUUCCCACAAUCCCUCAGGGAAGUCUCCGGGUCAGGGUCUGCGACUCGGACUGUCUCGUCAUGUCAGAGUUAAACCGCUUCAUCCCAGUGUUACAAGUCACUGAUCUCUUCAACUGUCCGUGUUUGUUUCAGUGAAGUACAGCUAUAAUAACCUUUUAGCUUUAAUAACUACUUUCAAACAAUCUCCUGUAUAUAUUUGUUUCUUGAUUUGUACAAUAAUAAAUAUGACGUGAUUUCCAGCAGAGUGUAUUUUCAGCAUUGGCCACAAAUGCCAUAUUUUGCCUCAAGUAAAAAGGUCAGGGAAGAGUGAUGGUGACAUAAAUCAUAGAUGAAUUCAUUUGUCAAAGGGUCAUCAGUUCAGUAAUUUUGGAGAUGUGGGCAAGUGUUAAUUGUCUCUCUUUUCAUUCUUGGUUGAGAUUAGAAACCGAUCCAUCAUUCAGCUUCUGUAUCGCGUGUCAAAAGGUGUAUGAACACGUUUUUUUGUUCGCCAAUAACAGAUUGGUUCAGAAACAGAGCAAAAUACAAAUCUACAUUUGAGUGAUGUCUCAAGCUAAUAGCUUAAAGCAAAAGCGUCUUGUAAAAUGGAGAAAUUACAUUUUAAAACUUUUUCACACAUUAAAUUGAAAUGAGAAUAAAAUGAACCAUCUAAUCCAAUUUGGGAAGAAAAACUAGGAGUAGUCGAACCUUUCUGGAGAAUAUUUUAUUCUCUUGAGUUCUCUGAGGUUUUACAGUAAUGGUCCACUUUGCCUUUAGCAGUGUGAAAAUCAUACCCUCAUAAUUGUACUUGACAAGAAAGGAUCAUGAUCUCAGAUUACAGAUUAUCAACCCAGAUCCUCCAUUGUUGGUGUUGGAUGCGGUCACAUGAGUUCGCAGCCUGAGGGAUUAGGAUUUUGAUUUCAUAUGAUAUCUUCAGUCGCACUUGGUGUCUUUUCAUGUACAAUAAAGUGAAAACUCUUGUGUCUGAAAACACA
Molecule: messenger RNA, 2211 nt
Organism: Paralichthys olivaceus (Japanese flounder)
Lineage: Eukaryota; Metazoa; Chordata; Actinopteri; Pleuronectiformes; Paralichthyidae
Gene: rad51ap1
Product: RAD51 associated protein 1
Biological process (GO): interstrand cross-link repair; double-strand break repair via homologous recombination
Molecular function (GO): double-stranded DNA binding; single-stranded DNA binding
Source: RefSeq, a predicted model, not a curated record